AUGGAUGGACGUCGCCGCGGUAAAACGAAGCGGAUAAGAGAUGAGUGUGAUGACUCGAACGCGUCUAGUUCUAAACGGAAGUCGGACCGCGUCUCUAAGAAAGAGAAAACGGUGGACCAGCUAUGUGAUGAAUUAGGGAUUGAAGAUGUUGAGCUCACGUAUUCCACUGAGGACUUUGAGAAUUGGACCAUACAGAAGCUUUUUGACCAAUAUGUUCGACCUCUCAUAAUUCAAAAGAACCCACAGGCCUCUAAAGAUGAUAUUCAAAAAGUUCUGGAUGCAAAGUGGAAGGAAUUUGCUAUAAUGAAUCCUUAUAUACCCAAAGGUGAAGAGGGUACUGUUCAUGUUCUGUUUUAUUGGUCCUCAGAUUUAGACGAUGAGUUCGACGAUGUGGACACAGAAACUCAGGAAGAUGAUGUUUCAGAAAUUCGCACACCUGGGUUGAGUGCCCGACAUCGUGGACGGAUUCCUGCUCGAAGGAGUGCGAAUACUUUAAGCUCCGGUUAUGCGACCCCAAUUUCCGGAUGUGCUGGUAGUGAGGCUGCUAGUCAGUCGCCUCCUCCGUCUCCUGCAGUAAUGAACGAAGCACCAACUCCACCAAUAAAGAUAAAAAUAAGCAAGAAAAAGAAGAAACGUGGUCGAAAAAGAGCAGAGGAACGUGCUUUUACUGGCAAUAAUACUAGCGACGAAGAAUUCGAACGCCAAUUGGAGGAAGCUGAAAUUGCUCAGGAGGAAGAACGCGAUCGUCGAAAACGAUCUAGCAGACGCUCUCUAACUAAUGUGGCUGCUUUGAGUGCACCCGGUUCAGAGAGCACGAGUAUUGGCACCACAAAAAGUCAUAGUCACCAAAAAACCACCGCUCGGUUUCCGCUGGUUGCUCGAAAAAUCGACAAGGUUGGUGAGGAAGAAGGCUAUGAAACUGAUCAUCAGGAUUACUGUGAAGUUUGUCAGCAGGGAGGGGAAAUCAUGCUUUGUGACACGUGCCCUAGAGCAUAUCACCUCGUGUGCUUGGACCCAGAACUCGAAGAAGCUCCAGAGGGAAGUUGGUCAUGCCCUCACUGUGAAAAAGAAGGUAUAUCCAUGGGUUCUCAGGUUGAAGGGAAGACCACUGGGACGAAAAUGGCACCGGAUAAAAGUGCAAAACAGGUUGCCGCAGCUUCUCCGGAGAAGGAUGAACACCAGGAAUUUUGUACGGAAUGUCAUGAUGGAGGUGACUUGAUUUGUUGUGAAAAUUGUCCCGUCAGUUACCAUUUGGGUUGUUUAAUUCCCCCUCUGACUAACAUACCUGAAGGAGUGUGGCUUUGUCCACGAUGCGGUUGCAAGCCUUUGAAGGCUAGAGUCUCCAAAAUUCUCACGUGGCGAUGGUUUGAACCGCCGAAGGAAAGCGAUGAAUUGGACCAUACACACCGUAUCCAUAUGGUAACAACGAGCGAAGAACUUGCGACAAAACCUACCGAUAGUGUAGACAAUAAGACUACCGUUCCUCCGUCAGAGAAUGGUUCGGUGGCUGGCAACACAGAAAAUGGCGAUGUGAAACCGUACGUGCUUUUUGGGACGUCCAACGGCGACGAACCAAAUUCCAAGACAUCCAACACAGACAGUGCACCACGGCAGGCAGUAGCACGGGUUUCAAGCGAUAUUCAAGGGAUUCCAUCCAACUCAGCACCACGGCCGGGCUACAUUCGACGUCCCACGAGAGAGUUUUUCGUGAAGUACGUAGAUUUGUCCUAUUGGCACUGCGAGUGGCUUAGCGAACUGCAACUGGAUGUUCACCAUCCGAUCAUGUUGCGGAAUUAUUUCAAAAAAUGUGACAUGGAAGAGCCUCCUUUACCGGAAGAUGGAAGCACUUACAGAGGCCGAGCUCGUGAGAAAGCUGCUGAUCCGCACAAUCUUGAGGAGCGAUUCUACAAGUGGGGCGUGCGGCCCGAAUGGCUACAAAUUCAACGUAUAAUUGAUCACCGGGCCGGCAGAGGUGGUCGUGAGUGGUUCUUGGUCAAAUGGCGUGAAUUGUCCUAUGAUGAAUGUACUUGGGAAGAACCGGAUGGUGAAGUACUGGAUAUGGACCGUGCGAUUCAGGAGUAUCGAACCAUGCGUCAAGUGUUUCAGGGUAACUUGUGUACUUCUGUUGCACCGGAUGGCACCCGAACAUUGGUCAGUACUUCGAAGAAACACAAACCUGGUCGCCGUUCGGCCAAGGAUAUUCUCGGUGACAAACUCAGACCGGAAUUGUUGCGUAAACUGCCUCCUGACCGCUGUCUGACUGAUCUGAAGAAACAGUACAUGACACAGCCGGAUUAUCUCGAUGAUACCGGUGGACAGUUACAUGAAUAUCAGCUUGAAGGGGUGAACUGGCUGCGAUUUUCUUAUGGCAACAAAGUAGAUACCAUUCUGGCCGAUGAGAUGGGUCUUGGAAAGACAAUCCAAACAAUUUCUUUUCUCUAUUCACUAUACAAAGAAGGACAUUCUCGUGGCCCAUUCUUGGUUGCCGCUCCUUUGUCAACCAUUAUUAACUGGGAGCGUGAGUUUGAAUUUUGGGCACCAGACUUGUAUGUCGUCUCUUAUGUGGGUGAUAAAGAUUCACGUACGGUGAUCCGCCAACACGAGUUCUCCUUUGACGAGGGAGCUGUUCGGGGUGGCUCCAAGGCCAUGCGUCUAAGAAGUGGCACAGCAGUUCGAUUUCAUGUCCUUUUGACAAGUUAUGAACUAAUCAGCAUAGAUCAAGCCCUUCUAGGUUCCAUUGACUGGGAAGUGCUAGUGGUUGAUGAAGCACAUCGACUAAAAAACAACCAAUCCAAAUUCUUCCGAAUUCUGGCGAGUUACAAAAUCGCCUACAAACUCCUACUUACUGGCACACCGCUGCAGAAUAAUCUCGAAGAAUUGUUUCAUCUGCUCCAUUUCAUGACGCCUGAAAAGUUCCACGAUAUGCAAGGCUUUUUGGAUGAGUUUGCUGAUAUUUCGAAAGAGGAACAGGUUAAGAAGUUGCAUGAUAUGUUGGGUCAGCAUCUCUUGCGUAGACUGAAAGCGGAUGUGUUGCAAAACAUGCCGUCCAAGGGCGAAUUUAUCGUUCGGGUGGAGCUCAGUCCCAUGCAAAAACGUUUCUACAAGUUCAUUCUGACGCGCAACUUUGAGGCACUCAGUUGUCGCAGUGGUGGAUCAAAUGUGUCCUUGAUCAAUAUCAUGAUGGAUCUGAAAAAGUGUUGCAACCAUCCAUAUUUAUUCCCGUCCGCCUCAGAGGAAGCUCCUCGUCUACCAAACGGAGCUUAUGAGGGCAACGCACUGCGGAAGGCUUCGGGGAAACUCGAACUAAUGAGCAAAAUGCUACGUAAUCUAUAUGAUACAAAGCAUCGUGUACUGAUCUUUUCUCAGAUGACCAAGGUGCUUGAUUUGUUAGAAGAUUUUCUGGAAUCGGAAGGUUACAAAUUUGAGCGAAUUGAUGGUGGAAUCACUGGUCAGCAACGACAGGACGCUAUCGACCGCUAUAAUGCCCCAGACUCCCCGUCGUUCGCCUUUCUGUUGUCCACACGCGCCGGAGGUUUGGGUAUCAAUCUAGCCACUGCGGACACUGUAAUCAUAUACGAUUCGGACUGGAAUCCACACAACGAUAUCCAAGCUUUCUCCCGAGCCCAUCGGAUUGGACAGGCGAAUAAGGUGAUGAUCUAUCGCUUCGUGACUCGAGGAACAGUAGAGGAACGUGUCACCCAGGUGGCGAAGAAGAAAAUGAUGCUUACCCACUUAGUCGUGCGUCCCGGACUUGGUGGCAAGGGAUCGUGUCAGAUGUCCAAAAAGGAAUUAGAUGACAUUCUAAAAUUCGGUACUGAAGAUUUAUUCAAAGAAGGCGAGGAGGAGAAAGAAGACGAACACUGCAUCGUUUACGAUGACGCUGCUAUUCAACGUUUGUUGGACCGUAGCCAGCAGGGUCUCGAGGAGAAGGCCCUUGAAAUGAAUGACUAUUUGACUUCAUUUAAAGUCGCACAUUAUGAAAAGAAGGGUGUCAACGAAGAAGAUGAGGAUGAAUCGGAGGAAGAGGACGAAAAUCGUGAGGUGAUCAAACAAGAGCUCGACCCAGCUGACCCGACCUAUUGGGAGAAGCUUUUGCGGCAUCAUUUCGAACAAGCCCAAGAAGACCAGUCACGUGUUUUGGGCAAGGGCAAGCGUAUUCGUAAACAGGUGAACUACUCGACCACACAGGAAGAAGAGGAGGAGUGGAAUCAGGCAAUGUCUGAACAUGACAGCGACUCUUCUAACAAGGAUGAAGACGACGAAGAAUUUGACGAACGCACUGCAGCUGCCGGCGGUGAGCUACUGGCGAUGGCGCGCAGAACAAGGCGUGAACGUGAGGGUCGUCUUCCACCUCUUCUAUCACGCGUUAGCGGUCAAAUUGAAGUUCUCGGUUUCAAUGUUCGUCAGAGGCGUUCUUUCCUAAAUGCGAUCAUGCGAUACGGAUUGCCAUCCUUGGAAUUACUGAGCACUGUGCGAGACCUUCGGUGUAAACCGGAUCGGGUCUUGCGUGCCUACAUUAGUUUGUUCCUGCGUCAUUUGUGCGAGCCAGAGACAACUACAUCUGAUACCUUCAGUGAUGGCGUUCCUCGUGAGGGGAUCGCUCCACAGCAUGUUCUCAGUCGGAUCGGAAUCAUGGCGCUGGUGGCAAAAAAGGUAAAAGAGUUUGAACGCAUCAACGGUCGCUGGAGUAUUCCCGAACUGAAGCCCAAGUGUCGUGCGUUAGAUGACUGCGAUGACGAAGAAUAUAUGGGUACCGAACCCGCUCUAACAUCUGAACAGUCUCCCGCUGAUCUUGCGGUUGAUAAACCAGGAGAGGUUAUGGACAGGUCGAACGAAAUCCCUCAGGCGAGAGCAUUCGCGGCUGAGAAACCUAAGUCGACCGAUGAAGCCACGGAUGACUCUUCAAAGGUCAGUGACGUAACGGAACCGAUGGAAUUGGAUGAGACCAAGCCAGUAUCCAAGUCCGCGCGAUCGAGCAAAAGUGACGGAACGACUGAUCUAUCGAUCCCCGACGAGGACGCAGCCCAGUCUCAAUCUCCUCAGAAGGAAACUACCGAAACCAAUAAACCUGCAGAGAAGGAGAAUACGAAUGAGUCCGAAACAGCCAAACCCCAUCCAUUCAUGUUUAAUAUCGCUGAUGGUGGUUUUACGGAGCUCCACACGAUUUGGUUGAAUGAGCAACGUGCAUUGGUGAAAGAUCGGGAGGCAGAAAUAUGGCAUCGCCGCCACGAUUACUGGCUCCUGGCUGGAGUAGUUAAACAUGGUUAUGGGCGUUGGCAGAUCCCCGACGAGGACGCAGCCCAGUCUCAAUCUCCUCAGAAGGAAACUACCGAAACCAAUAAACCUGCAGAGAAGGAGAAUACGAAUGAGUCCGAAACAGCCAAACCCCAUCCAUUCAUGUUUAAUAUCGCUGAUGGUGGUUUUACGGAGCUCCACACGAUUUGGUUGAAUGAGCAACGUGCAUUGGUGAAAGAUCGGGAGGCAGAAAUAUGGCAUCGCCGCCACGAUUACUGGCUCCUGGCUGGAGUAGUUAAACAUGGUUAUGGGCGUUGGCAGGACAUCCAUAAUGACCCGCAUUUUCUAAUAGUCAACGAACCAUUCCGGAGCGAGGCACAGAAGCCAAAUUAUCUAGAAAUAAAAAAUCGCUUCCUUGCGCGGCGGUUCAAGCUGCUGGAACAAGCACUAAUAAUCGAAGAACAGUUGCGGCGUGCUGCACAGUUAAAUAUUCCAUCAGACCCGACGGACCACGUGCAAAAUUUAAAUCGCCGGUUCUGUGAACUUGAAUGCAUGGCGACCGGACAACAACAGCUUUUCAACGACGCACUGGCGGGGAACAAAUCACUGGUCCCACUCCUCCUGAAAGUUCUCACUGCGAUGGAAGACCUGCUGGCUGAUAUGAAACAGGAUGUGACUCGCCUGGUCAGCCUCCUUCCGCGAAUGCUUCCAGUUUCACAAAGACUACACCUGAGUCACACCGGUCUGUUAUCCAAAUUGACUCAACCGUCAGUGAAGCAACCAGAAGAGGCCACUAUCGCCGCCACCAACCCUGAAACAACAGUUAAUCGGUGAAACAUACGCGGGCUAUUUGUACAGUUUCUCUCCUUACUCUUGUUUUUACCACUCGUACAUCGCCAAACUCAUCGUGCUGUGUUGUGUCAUUAAAAAAAACAGUGUGUACCUUUCAGCUGUUUUCCUUUACCGAAAACUGAGAUAGGGUUGGAAAACAAUUAGGAUUUCAUAGAUACUAUAGUCAAAUAGCGCGCACGUACAUUGUCGUUCAUGAUUUAAAACAGCGUCUUAGAAAAGUAACAAGGCAUAUUUGAAUACAAAGCACCCAGGUCGUAUAAACUAUGAAGAAUAGAUUCAGAUUAGUGUCAGCAACAGCGAGUGAUGAAAACAAAAGCAACGAAGAAAUGCGGUGAUUUGAGUUUAGGCAACUCGCAACUAACAGAAUGUGCGUUUCCGCGAAAGCCACACCCGUCUGGGCAAAUGCGAAAGCGAAGCUAAGGAAGGGUGAUGUCGCGGCGGAGGCUUGGUCAUCCUUCCAUUUUGUGCAUUUUUGCUAUUCUUUUGCGAAGCUCCAUUGGGAACAGUUCAUAGCAAGAUUUACAUACAGGCUUGAGGUCGAACUCGUAGAAUUUGGUCCUGCACGUCGAGGGGGGAGAAACAGAACAGUUCAAUUGGAGCAUAUGAAACACGUAUCGGGCAACCGAAAAGUCAUUACGAAUCGGAGAUUAUACUGAAAUCCCAAGUGUACCCAGAUUUCCGAGUCCGCACAUGGCCGUCGAAAGGAAAGCUCAACUAUUCUCCGAUAAGAGGCCGGUACCACCUGUGUUAGGUCCUGAAACCCGCAUAAUCACACGGCUUCAUCCCCAGCGUUAGUCUCUAUUGUGGAGGAAGAAUUGGAUGACUAAAGAUAAAGAC
Messenger RNA from Opisthorchis viverrini, 6924 nucleotides. RefSeq lists its product as hypothetical. Gene Ontology annotation, cellular component: chromatin; nucleus. Lineage: Eukaryota; Metazoa; Platyhelminthes; Trematoda; Opisthorchiida; Opisthorchiidae. The transcript has 17 exons. The coding region runs from base 1 to 6069 and encodes 2022 amino acids. The record is from RefSeq and is a predicted model, not a curated record. Gene Ontology annotation, biological process: negative regulation of transcription by RNA polymerase II; chromatin remodeling. Gene Ontology annotation, molecular function: chromatin binding; ATP binding; ATP hydrolysis activity.